Molecule: messenger RNA, 379 nt
Organism: Staurois parvus
Lineage: Eukaryota; Metazoa; Chordata; Amphibia; Anura; Ranidae
Source: the annotation of a GenBank genome assembly
ACUUGCACUAAUGGGUAUUGCCAAAUGUAUUGGGCCAGCCCUCCAAAUCAUUGGAUUCAGGUAUUCCAAUCACCUCUGUGGCCACAGGCAUGCAGACUGCUUCUACAAACAUUUGUGAAAGAAUGGGUCACUCUCAGGAGCUCAGUGAAUUCAAGUGUGAUACCAUGAUAGGUUGCCACCUGUGCAGUAAGUCCAUCCGUGAAAUUUCCUUGCUACUAAAUAUUCCACAGUCAACUGUUAGUGGUAUUAUAACAAAGUGGAAGCAACUGGGAACACCAGCAACUCAGCCACCAAGUGAAAGUACAAAGUGCGCAGAAAUCGCCAACAGUCUGCAGAGUCAAUAGCUAAAGACCUCCAAAUUUCAUGUAGUCUUCAGAUU